This is a messenger RNA of Penicillium alfredii, 735 nucleotides long. Its product is annotated as oxidoreductase, short chain dehydrogenase/reductase family. NCBI's taxonomy places the organism in Eukaryota, Fungi, Ascomycota, Eurotiomycetes, Eurotiales, Aspergillaceae. The record is from RefSeq and is a predicted model, not a curated record. The transcript has 4 exons. Bases 1 to 735 code for a protein of 244 amino acids.
AUGGCUCCCAAAGCACUCGCAGUUAUUGCAGGCGUCGGUCCUGGCACGGGUGCGUCCAUCGCCCGGCGCUUUGCCAAAUCUUACUCCGUGGCACUGUUGGCCCGCAACCCGACCAACUACGAGCCACUCGUGCAGGAGAUCAACUCCAAUGGCGGCCAGGCCGUCGGCAUCAGUACUGAUGUUUCCGAUACCAAUAGUGUCAACUCGGCCUUUGAGCAGAUCGCCAAGCAGUAUCCUGACACCAAAUUAGCUGCCGCCAUUUUCAAUCCUGGCGGCGGGUUCGUCCGGAAGCCGUUCCUGGAACUAACGGAGGAUGACUACACGACUGCACUCGCGUCGCAGGCUAAGGGUGGGUUUACCUUCGCCCAGCGCGCACUCCCUCUCCUUCUCAAGGCGCGAGAGUCCGCCCAGCACCCACCCACCCUAAUCUUCACGGGAGCCACCGCGAGUCUGAAGGGUUCUGCCAAUUUCGCCGCAUUUGCGUCCGCCAAGUUCGCUCUGCGUGCCCUGGCUCAAUCGCUGGCUCGUGAAUUCGGGCCACAGGGCGUUCAUGUGUCGCACGCGGUCAUCGACGGGGUGAUUGAUAUCCCCCGCACCAAGGGCUUUGUCUUUGAGCACGAAGACGCCAAGUUGAGUCCUGAUGCGAUUGCGGAUUCGUACUGGCAUCUGCAUACGCAGCCACGGACGACCUUUGCGUUUGAGCUGGAUUUGAGGCCGUAUGUUGAAAAAUGGUAA